CUUCCAUAGAUUCCAAUUGUCCAUGCAUCAAUACACACAAUACCUUUAAAGCGUCGCGAACCGCAGAUACAUAACGAACCCCGACUCUGCGUUAUCGUCGUCUCCAAUCACAGAAGGCCUUCCGCAACCACUGUCCUUCCAAUUCAAGCAAGAUGACGUCGACAAUCGGUAUUCCCAUCAAGCUUCUCAACGAGGCGCAAGGCCAUAUCGUGACCUUGGAGAUUACCUCGGGCCAGACGUAUCGCGGCAAGCUACUCGAAGCCGAGGACAACAUGAACGUACAGCUCAAGGACAUCACAGUCACGGCGCGCGACGGACGAGUAAGCCACUUGGAUCAGGUGUAUAUCCGCGGCAGCCACGUGCGAUUCUUUAUCGUACCCGACAUGUUGAAGAAUGCGCCUAUGUUCCGAAGUCGCAACGCGAGAGGUCGUGGUGUCGGUCUAGCCAGAGGACGAGCGACCGUUAGUAGAGCGAGAGCGAGCGGACGCGGAGGACGAUGAGCAUGUGCGGAUUAGGAAGCUGGCCGUUUCGAUAUUCACCGGCGUUUUUAAGGAGAACGAACAGAUGGGAAAAGUCUAAGACACCAAUGUGCCGGCCAGUUAUCGAGUGCUACUGGAUACCGGUGGAUGGCGUUGUUUACUACACUGCUGGAAAAAGGAUAGCUGGGGAAUACAGGGCUAUAUUUAGGGGCUCGUCCUCUUCCACUCUCAACCGGUGUCACCGUCUGGAGAGAUACCAUUGCGAUAGAUUGAGGUGACAAAUAUGGGCGGGAAACGAAGAUAAUUACCGUCAGCACUUGGCGUAUGUAAAUUUUCAGAGAUAAUAAAUUCACAGGUGGCACUACUUGACUACUGAAAGAGGCUUGAAUAUUGAUCUAGGACGCAGGCUCAUGAUAAGUUCAUACUAACAUAUAGGUAGGUACCUAAACUAGGCACUUUAGAAGCUUGACUUGGAGUUCUCGGAGCUGAUAUACAUAUGUGGUCAAGAGUUUGCUGUGAGGUACAAUACGAGACACCUUAAUGAGACACGUAUAAGUCAAGCUCUUCCUUCACUCAUAUGAGCUCAAUCAGGCAAUCAAGUCACAUAUACAGCACAUAUACCGCUCUUUUAACCAUUCGAGACAUGGAGGUUAAAAUAAAAUAUUUCCAGCAAUUCCUUGCUUGAUCAGAAACCAGUUGCUACUCUAAAUAGA
Molecule: messenger RNA, 1192 nt
Organism: Daldinia loculata
Lineage: Eukaryota; Fungi; Ascomycota; Sordariomycetes; Xylariales; Hypoxylaceae
Product: Sm-like ribonucleoprotein
Exons: 4
Coding region: 153-500 (115 amino acids)
Biological process (GO): spliceosomal snRNP assembly; RNA processing
Cellular component (GO): catalytic step 2 spliceosome; U4 snRNP; commitment complex
Molecular function (GO): RNA binding
Source: RefSeq, a predicted model, not a curated record